Messenger RNA from Catharus ustulatus (Swainson's thrush), 3029 nucleotides. It is a transcript of the gene DYNC1I1, whose product is annotated as dynein cytoplasmic 1 intermediate chain 1. Gene Ontology annotation, cellular component: cytoplasmic dynein complex. Bases 253 to 2190 code for a protein of 645 amino acids. Gene Ontology annotation, molecular function: dynein light chain binding; dynein heavy chain binding. The record is from RefSeq and is a predicted model, not a curated record. NCBI's taxonomy places the organism in Eukaryota, Metazoa, Chordata, Aves, Passeriformes, Turdidae. Gene Ontology annotation, biological process: transport along microtubule. The transcript has 17 exons.
UCGGGAGGAGCCUGUCCACCGUGAGACAGCAUAUUCAGCCGGCGGCGGCGGUCCUGCUGCAGCGGCGGGCGGCACGGCUCGGUUCGGCUCGGCUCAGCUCGGCUCAGCUCGGCUCGGCAGGGCGCAGCUCCUGGCAGCAGCCCUUCAGUCCGCGGAGCAUCCCUCUGCUCCCCCGGCGGCGAGGCUCGGUGACCGCUGCAAGGCUCCGGGAGCCGCUCCGCAUCUCCCGGGCGCCGGCGGAGCAGAGUCAAAAUGUCAGACAAAAGUGAUUUAAAAGCUGAACUUGAGCGCAAAAAACAACGUUUGGCUCAGAUAAGAGAAGAAAAGAAACGGAAGGAGGAAGAAAGGAAGAAAAAAGAGGCUGAUCUACAGCAGAAGAAGGAGCCAGCUCAGGAAGAUUCUGACCUAGACCGUAAAAGAAGAGAGACAGAAGCUUUGUUACAGAGCAUUGGUAUAUCCCCAGAACCACCUCUAGUGCAGUCGCUGCAUGUGUUAACAUGGGAUACCUGUUAUUUUCAUUAUUUAGUCCCAACCCCUAUGUCUCCCUCUUCGAAAUCAGUGAGCACACCCAGUGACGCAGGCAGCCAGGACUCAGGGGAUCUGGGACCCAUAGGAAGGACCUUGCAAUGGGACACAGACCCCUCAGUGCUGCAACUCCAGUCUGACUCUGAACUUGGACGCAGACUGCACAAGCUGGGGGUAUCAAAGAUUACCCAGGUCGAUUUCUUACCUCGGGAGGUGGUAUCGUAUUCCAAGGAGACACAGACACCUCUGGCCACACAUCAGUCUGAAGAGGAUGAAGAUGAUGAAGAGAUGGUGGAGCCAAAAACACAGGAUGACUUAGAGACAGAAAAUCAAGACCAGAAACAGGAAGUGAAAGAAGCUCCUCCUAGAGAACUGACAGAAGAAGAAAAGCAACAAGUUCUCCAUUCAGAAGAAUUCCUGAUAUUUUUUGACCGCACAAUACGUGUAAUUGAGCGAGCUUUGGCUGAAGAUUCUGACAUCUUCUUUGACUAUAGUGGCAGAGACGUAGAAGAGAAAGAUGGAGAUGUUCAAGCAGGAGCCAACCUUUCCUUUAACCGGCAAUUUUACGAUGAGCACUGGUCAAAGCAUCGUGUGGUCACCUGCAUGGAUUGGUCUCUUCAGUACCCCGAAUUGAUGGUUGCAUCUUAUAACAAUAAUGAAGAUGCUCCACAUGAGCCUGAUGGAGUAGCCUUGGUGUGGAACAUGAAGUUCAAGAAAACCACACCAGAAUAUGUGUUCCAUUGUCAGUCCUCUGUGAUGUCAGUCUGUUUUGCUCGCUUUCACCCAAACCUGGUCGUCGGUGGAACAUACUCUGGCCAAAUUGUCCUGUGGGAUAAUCGCAGUCACAGGCGCACUCCAGUUCAGAGAACUCCCUUAUCUGCUGCUGCUCACACGCAUCCUGUGUAUUGUGUGAAUGUAGUUGGAACACAGAAUGCACACAAUCUUAUUACUGUCUCCACGGAUGGCAAAAUGUGCUCCUGGAGCCUGGACAUGCUCUCAACUCCACAGGAGAGCAUGGAGCUGGUGUACAAUAAGUCCAAACCAGUGGCGGUCACAGGAAUGGCUUUCCCAACUGGAGAUGUCAAUAACUUUGUCGUGGGCAGUGAAGAGGGAACAGUCUACACAGCCUGUCGUCAUGGAAGUAAAGCUGGCAUUGGUGAAAUUUUUGAAGGCCACCAAGGACCUGUCACAGGAAUCAAUUGUCACAUGGCAGUGGGUCCCAUAGACUUUUCCCAUCUCUUUGUCACAUCAUCCUUUGACUGGACAGUAAAAUUGUGGACCACAAAGCACAACAAGCCGCUCUACUCCUUUGAAGACAAUGCCGACUAUGUCUACGAUGUCAUGUGGUCGCCAGUGCAUCCCGCGCUCUUCGCCUGCGUGGACGGGAUGGGGCGCCUGGAUCUGUGGAACCUGAAUAACGACACCGAGGUUCCCACAGCCAGUGUCACCAUAGAAGGAGCGUCUGCCCUCAACCGUGUCCGCUGGGCCCAGGCUGGGAAGGAGGUAGCAGUUGGUGAUUCAGAAGGUCGCAUAUGGGUCUAUGAUGUUGGAGAGCUGGCUGUUCCACACAACGACGAGUGGACACGCUUCGCCCGGACCCUGGUGGAGAUCCGCGCCAACCGAGCCGACAGCGAAGAGGAGGGGGCGGUGGAGCUCUCGGCAUAGAGGGAGAGGAGCGGCCAGAACAGCAGCUUCCCCCGCCGAGUACGCCAGUGUUCAGUGUCAGAGUCAGUCUUGCUGUGGCUUUUGAUGCCAAUGUACAUGCCAGUAUUGCUCAAAGCAUUCCAUAUUAAUCACACUGCUUUACACAAGGCUGAAAAUAUCCAGAGCAUUUUCAUACUUUAUAUUUCUGUCUGAAAAGUAAGAAAGAAAAGACAAAUCAACCCUUUAUGGGUUUAGUUGUUGCCUUUUAACUACUUAGUAGCUGUAUUUAAUAGCUAGGAACCCCUGGUUAAACUUGUGCUCACAUUGCCCUUCUGGCAUAGUCCUAUUAAAUCCAUAUGAAGCCAGAUAUGAUUAUGUGCAGAUGUGGUGUGCUUCACUGUAUGGGACUGGGCCAAAGACUUUAGAUGUGGUGUAUCACAUGGUGACUUACAUUAUGAAUGGAUGUACUAUACGAAAGUUGCUGCUCCUUAUUUAUUGCGGUGUGCUGCAUGGAACAUAUUUAUUUGAAAGCAUUAAAAUAAACGAUCCUAAAGCAUGUGCAUAACGAGAGAACUGCAUUGUCUGUGUGCUGCUGUAGAGGUUACAUUAAAGUCCACGUAACAAUUACGGUACAUCAGUUGUGCUUAAGAUGUAAGAUCUAUAAAGGUUGGCUUGAGUGGAUGGAAUGAGUUCCCUUUCCUUUUUUUUAAGAUGCCUAUUAUUUCUAGGCACUUUAACUAUAUUUCAGAUACAGUUGGUCACUGAUACUUGUCGUGCAAGUUAACACUAAUAGUCUGACAAAGGGUCAUGGUUCCCAAGUAUGACACCAGUAUUGGCAAUAAAAUGUAUCAGGCCUGUUC